AUGAUGGCCACAGGGUCGCGUGACGCCUCAGUUCGUGAGGCCAAACUCUUUGUCAAGGAAGUCGUUCGCAAUGACUGGGAUUUUGAGACUGGUGUCCCAUCCCCAUCCUCAGCCAGCGGCACUCUUUGUCACAACCGCGAAGUGUGCGAAUGGCGAGUCCGAGAAUUCGACAUGCCGACCUCAGAGCUCGAGCCACCAAACUCAGACAGCGAGGAUGAUUAUCACACGUCGGCAGUAAUGACACCCCCUUCUGGAGAUGCGGGCAUCGAGCGCCGUCGCAAACGCCGUCGCCAGCAGGACGAUGAAAUGGCUUGGAACGAAGGACUUCGCUUGUGGAUGGCCAGGCGCGAUGCGUGGUGUGGCGCGAAGACCCGGCGACAGAUUCGGGCGGAGAAUGAAAAGCGUGCGAUCGGUGAACAGAUGGACACAACCGCCCAGCUCAAUGGCACGGAAUCGGAAGACAGUGGCGUGAUAUCGCCUGGAACAUCCUUGUCUGGAACUGCAUCUGGUCGACGCAGUGAUGGCACUGGUGCCUCCGACUUGGCUGUUCAGACUGAGACAUCCCUCUCUAUCGCCGACCGGGGGAAGAGUGAGAGCCUCCAGCACCGAGCGGACAUGACUUCGGGACAGCAGGCCGACCAAGAGGAAUCGCUAUCUACCGCACCAGAGGAGGAAGCGAAACGGAAGGCUUCGUCGGAAACCAACAUCACAGAGCCGAAUCGCAAAUCAGCCGCAGUCGAUCCUACGCGACUUACAACUCUCUCGGCAGUGGAGGACCAAACAGAAGAGGAGAAGGAAGAAGAUGAGCUUGAUGAGCCACUCAUCCCCGUUGCUCCCCCUUCAUUUCGAAUGACAACCCGGUUCGUUGUUGUGCAAGGGAUGACACCCACCGUACCCGUCAACCUCGCCCAUUUGACCAAGGCCAUGGUCCAGGGCUGGAAAGCAGACGGACAGUGGCCGCCAAAGCCAGCUGUGACGUCGAUCGUUCUUGCUGACGAUGCCUCUGUGCCCAAGAAGCCCGAGCCCUCCGAGGAGGCACCACCACAGGGUAGGAGGAAGAACAGCAUCACCAAUGCUGUGAAGAAAGUCUUCCAAUUCGGAGCACACUCGUUCCACCGCCGUGCCUCUGGCAGUCAGGAUACUGGACACGGAGCCGGUGCUCCUGGUUCGACGGCUUAG
Penicillium paradoxum is the source of this 1179-nucleotide messenger RNA. RefSeq lists its product as uncharacterized. NCBI's taxonomy places the organism in Eukaryota, Fungi, Ascomycota, Eurotiomycetes, Eurotiales, Aspergillaceae. The record is from RefSeq and is a predicted model, not a curated record. The transcript has 2 exons. The coding region runs from base 1 to 1179 and encodes 392 amino acids.